AUGUCAACGCCACAGACGCUCACGCAGACGCUGCCGCCGCACCAACAUCUCGACCACCGCCAGCGGGCGUCUGGCUAUCUGCCCUCGCCGCAAGACCGCUACCUCCCGCCUCCCAGGCCAUCGAGCAACCUGAGCAACGGCUAUCACCACAAUAUCCCGACCCGGCCCUCGAGCAACUUGUCGAGUCGCCAGCUUCCUCCUCCGCCGAGGCCUGCCAGUGGCAUGAGCAACGGUGCAUACUCGCACGCCCACAGCCAGUCACGAGCAGCUGAAUACGGCUACUCCAACGGCAUCACCCAGCAGCUCCCGCAUGAAGAUCUAAGACGCACGGAAAGCAGAUCCGCUCAACAGUUACAGCAGAGACAACUUCCUCCUCCGCCACCCCAGCACCACCAGUCGGCAAGCACAUCACGUGCGCCAGCUGCUGUUGACAUGCCGGCAACCUACCACAACCAUGCUCAACAAUCCGACAGCGCAGAGCGAGGGAGGAAGCGCAACAACAAGUCUCCUGUCGAUUGGGUCGCAUUCUUUGGUGGGAAGCCUCCAGCUGAGAUCAUCGAGAUUCACGAUGAUGAUAGUCCGGCACCUCCAGCGACGAUUCAGCGACCUCAGCAGCAACCCACCACCAAUGGCUCGAGUAGCUCAGGGCAUGUCGAUAAGAAGCGACGUGUGCACGGAGGCAGCGGUGAGGUAGCGGCGUACAGCAACAGCAACACGCCAUACACAUACUCGAAUGGUGCCUCGACGGAAAGCUUACAAGCCACGACCGCACCCACAUCCCUAGCAUCACAAGCGAGCACGGGUAGCAAAUACGACACGACACAGACCGGACAGAAACGAAAGCGCACUACGAGAGGGUCAGAUGCAGCGCUGAAGAAGCAGGAAAGUGAGCGAUCCGGACCCAAAGGUUACCUCGCAGAGUACGGCGAGUACGUACCUCCACCCAGGCAGGCCAAGAAACAGAAGGACGUUCAGGUGCCUGCCAUACACGACCGUCACAAGCCUACUAACAAGAUUGACGAUGAGGAUGGCCAUUACAUCGUGCAAGAGAACAGCAGACUUGGCGAACGAUACAGUCUCAUAUCAUUACUCGGCCAAGGUACCUUUGGCAAAGUUGUGCGUGCAGUCGACAUCAAGACGCGGAAGGAGGUAGCAGUCAAGAUCAUCCGAGCAGUGCCCAAGUACCGCGAUGCUAGUCGCAUCGAGCUACGAGUCCUGCAGACCUUGCGUGCUGCCGAUGAACACAACCGAAAUCGAUGCAUUCAACUACGAGACUGCUUCGACUGGCGAGGGCACAUCUGCAUCGUGACACCUCUGCUUGGAUUAUCGGUCUUCGACUUCCUUAAGAGCGGCGGCUUCGUGCCUUUUCCAGGCUCACAUAUUCAGGCAUUUGCACGACAGCUGCUUGGCUCUAUCGCAUUCCUGCACGACCUCAACCUCAUUCACACCGACUUGAAACCAGAGAAUAUUCUACUGCUCAACCAUACGUACCAGACGUUCACCUACAACCGCAACAUCCCAUCGUCAAGUACUUUGACCUCGAGGUCAGCGAAGUUCAGGAGGGUCCUGCUUAGCCCUCAGAUCAACCUCAUCGACUUUGGUAGUGCUACGUUCGACGACGAGUAUCACUCCUCUGUCGUCAGUACGCGGCAUUAUCGCGCACCAGAGAUCAUACUGGGCAUUGGUUGGUCACACCCGAUUGACCUCUGGUCACUCGGCUGUAUCCUAGUCGAGUGCUGGACUGGAGAUGCGCUCUUCCAAACUCACGACUGCUGCGAACACCUCGGCAUGAUGGAAGCUGUCACUGGCAAGUCAAUUGAUCGUCACCUCAUCCGAGAAGUAUCGAAAGUCUCGAAACGAAACGAUCGUAACUCGGCAGCCCGCUUCUUUAAAAACGGACAACUCAACUAUCCCCUCCCUGACACCCCGCGCCAAUCUAGGAAAUUCGUGCGAGGGAUGAAACGGUUGGAGGACAUUAUACCUCAGACAACACCGUUCAACAAGCUCUUUUUGGACCUGUUACGGAAAAUUUUCGUGUAUGAUCCGAAGAAGAGGAUCACGGCGAGAGAGGCGUUGAAUCACGAUUGGUUCAAGGAGUUGGUUGAGGAUGAUGGAACGGAAGCGACGAGGAUACGAAUCGAGAGGGAGAGGCUAGCGGACGCGAAUGAGAGGGGCAGAGGUAGCCGGUAG
Molecule: messenger RNA, 2190 nt
Organism: Fulvia fulva
Lineage: Eukaryota; Fungi; Ascomycota; Dothideomycetes; Mycosphaerellales; Mycosphaerellaceae
Product: Dual specificity protein kinase lkh1
Exons: 4
Coding region: 1-2190 (729 amino acids)
Biological process (GO): protein phosphorylation
Cellular component (GO): nucleus
Molecular function (GO): ATP binding; protein kinase activity
Source: RefSeq, a predicted model, not a curated record